Messenger RNA from Penicillium maclennaniae, 1347 nucleotides. Its product is annotated as NAD(P)/FAD-dependent oxidoreductase. Lineage: Eukaryota; Fungi; Ascomycota; Eurotiomycetes; Eurotiales; Aspergillaceae. Bases 1 to 1347 code for a protein of 448 amino acids. The record is from RefSeq and is a predicted model, not a curated record. Gene Ontology annotation, cellular component: cytoplasm. Gene Ontology annotation, molecular function: oxidoreductase activity. The transcript is spliced from 4 exons.
AUGGCGUCUACCCAUAAGCCGCUCUUUCCAGUGAAGAACUCACUGAAGUCUUACUGGAUGAAGGAGCCUCAUUCUCUGGCUUCUUUUCGCACUUCCAACGACCUCCCAAAACAAUGCGAUAUAGCCAUCAUCGGCACCGGAAUGUCCGGAGUCGCGACAGCCUACCAUAUACUAUCAAACCCAAAUAUUGGCCCCGAAAGACCUAGUGUCAUACUCCUGGAGGCGCGUCAGGCCUGUUCUGGAGCGACCGGGCGCAAUGGCGGCCACACUAAGCUGGCGAUGCCCACCGUUCACCGACUGGCCGAAACUCAUGGACCCGAAGCUGCGGCUCAAAUGGUUCAUCACCAGCUGAAUCAACUCACUGCUCUAAACGAAGUAGUUGAUAGAGAGGGUAUUGAUUGUGAAUUUUUGAGAACUCACUCUUUUGACAUCUUCUUUGAUGAGAAGUAUGCUCAGGAAAUGUAUGCAUUCAUUUCUGCUGAACUAGCCAAAGGGACGCCUUGGGUCGAAGAGGUCCAAUGGAUCGACAAAGAAGAGUCAGACAAGAUGACUGGUGUCAAGAAUACCAAGGGCGCCUUGAAGGUCCCCGCGGCGUCGCUAUGGCCUUAUAAACUUGUCACAGCAUUGCUUUCAAAAGCCUUAGAUUUAGGUGGUCAGUUAUACACAGAAACUUGUGUCACAGCCGUGAAAGAAGAAGAUAACGGUGAAAACAUUCUUACAACUUCCCGUGGACUAUUGACGGCGAAAAAGACCAUUCUUGCAACGAACGCUUAUACUGCCGCCCUGCUCCCUCAAUACGAAUCAGUCAUCACCCCAUUCAAAGGACAAAACUCGCAUCUGUCUCCAUCUCCAUCUUUCACACCGCCUAUGCCUCUUACCAACACUUACAAUCUUCAUUUCGAUUCGCGUUACGCAGACUACUUGAUCCCAAGACCGGACGGAACAAUCAUGCUUGGUGGCGCAAAAUGGACCUACGAACAUGAUCGUCAUGUAUGGUGGAACAGUGUUAAUGAUACGACAUUGAUCAACAAUGAGACUACGCAGCAUUUUGAUUCUGUAAUGGCUGAUCAUUUCCAUGGCUGGGAGAAUGCCGCUGCGGAACAUGACAUGGUCUGGACAGGUAUCAUGGCAUCCACACCAGAUGCACUACCUCAUGUGGGAAGGGUCCCUGGAUCUAAGAACCAAUGGAUUUUGGCGGGCUUCAAUGGUGCCGGUAUGCUGCAAUUAUUUACGUUGACCCAAGCAAUUGCCAAAAUGAUUACCGAGGAAGUUGAGUACGAAGGUACAGGGUUACCCGAGUUUUUUAAAGCCACGGAUGCUCGGUUGACUGUUCGCCACCAAAUGUAG